AUGGACAAAAUCGGCAAAUUCAAUGUGGCCCAUCGCUAUGAGAAGCGCUCGCUCUUGAUCGCGGUCAAUUGCGUGGCUGGCCUUGGGGUCAACCCCAAUAGAAACUAUGCCGAGACUAUGGGCUUCGGCCACUGGACUGGCAAGGAAACCGCCAUUGACCAUGCCCUCCUCCAAGGAGGUAUCGUCGCUGUAUACUAUCUCCCCGGCACACUCGUCGGAGCUUUCCUUGGUGGAUGGUUCGGCGACAGGUACGGCAGAAUUCUGACAAUCGCCAUCGCAAGCUACUGGUCCAUCGUGGGCGCCAUCCUACAAUGCUCUUCACAAAACGCGAACUGGAUGUUCUGCGCCCGUACCCUCAACGGUAUCGGCACAGGUAUCUUGAACGCCAUCACACCCGUCUGGGCUACAGAGACUGCAAGCCAUACAUCUCGAGGACAAUUCGUCGCGAUUGAGUUCACGCUGAAUAUCUUCGGUGUAGUGGUAGCCUACUGGAUUGAAUAUGGCUGCUCCUUCUACGGCCAAAAGGACUCCGAUUUCAUCUGGCGAUUCCCCAUCGCAUUCCAAAUCGUCCCCCUGAUUGCCCUCGGCAUCGUUAUCUGGUUCCUGCCCGAAUCCCCACGUUGGCUCACUAAGGUCGGCCGCGAGGAUGAAGCUCGAUAUAUCCUCGGCAGGCUUCGUGGAGAGGAGGACGACCUGGCAGAAGCCGAAUUCCAGGAUAUUCGCAACAUUGUCCAACUCGAGCGCAAGACCUCGUCGCAAAACAGCUACUUGGCUAUGUUCUUUGGGUGGAACUCCGGAAAGCUACACACUGGGCGUCGUGUCCAGCUCGUUAUCUGGUUGCAAAUUCUCCAAGAAUGGAUCGGUAUCGCUGGUAUCACUAUCUACGGCCCAUCUAUCUUCAAAAUUGCCGGCGUGUCAGAAACGGAUCGCCUGUGGAUCUCAGGUCUUAACGAUAUAACUUAUAUGUUGGCUACUCUGAUUUGCGUUUUCACACUCGACAGAAUUGGACGUCGGUGGACUUUGUACUGGGGCUGCGUCGGGCAAGGAAUCAGCAUGUUCGCGGCCGGUGGGCUUGCUCGCGCAACGAUCAACGCCCAAGCUUCUGGCAAAAGCACCAGUGGCGUGGGUGGCGGUGCCAUCUUCUUCGUCUUUCUGUAUACGGCUAUUUUCGGUGCGACGUGGUUGACGGUCCCAUGGCUUUACCCUGCCGAAAUCUUCCCGCUAGAAGUCCGAGCACGCGGUAACGCUUGGGGUGUGGUUGGAUGGUCGAUUGGUAACGGCUGGACUGUGCUUCUCCUCCCCACCGUCUUCGCCGCUCUCAACGAAAAGACUCUGUAUCUCUUCGGUGCCGUCAACGCACUCUCGCUCGUCGUCGUAUGGGCGCUGUAUCCAGAAACAAAUCAACGCACGCUCGAAGAAAUGAACUUGGUGUUCGCCGCCGACUCCAUCUGGAAUUGGGAGGCUGAGAAGAACUACAAAAUCCUCAAGGAGCAGAAUCCUGAACUCGUGCAGGCUGCGAGGAGGAACACCAGCGUUAUUGAUCCGGAGACAGGCGAAAGGAGGAGCAGUAUCAUCCCGGCGAGGAACUUGAGCUUGGAUGCUAAGGCAUAUGAGAAGGCCACUAAUGAGGAUAGUGAUGAGGGAGAGAAGGGGAUUAAGCAUGGUUAG
Molecule: messenger RNA, 1668 nt
Organism: Bacidia gigantensis
Lineage: Eukaryota; Fungi; Ascomycota; Lecanoromycetes; Lecanorales; Ramalinaceae
Exons: 7
Coding region: 1-1668 (555 amino acids)
Biological process (GO): transmembrane transport; carbohydrate transport
Cellular component (GO): membrane
Molecular function (GO): carbohydrate:proton symporter activity
Source: RefSeq, a predicted model, not a curated record